AAUGAGCUUGUCCAAAUGUUCACACAAACUGGGGAACAUUUGCAUCUUGUGCAUGCUAAGGUUCUGGCUUUCUUCUUUUAAGCAAGAAACACAAUAAUACUAAUCUUGCCUUGCAAGGCAAAGAUGAAUUCUAAGUGGUUACAAACGUCAGCUGUUAAUCUGUUAAAUAAUAUCAGUUUACAUGGAAGAGGCAAACAUUUGUGUGUCUUGGUCAAAGAUGUUAGGCAAACAACUGUUGAUGGGUUAUAGAACUGAAGAAACUUAGCAUAGUUUAGCCCUGAAGGCAAAGCAAGUCGGAACUUAUGGGGUGGGGCACUACAAGAUAUAGUACUAAAGAGCUUGUCUCAUGGAGACUGAAGGAAUGACGAAAUGUUCUAAAUGGGAAGCAAGAAAGCAGAGGACAUCAAGAAUCUCCUUCUGAAGAUAAUAAUUCCCUUGGCUUUUCCCAUAGCUGGUUCUUUUAUCUGUGGCCUCAUAACAGAAAGAGCAAAUAGUCUCAGUGGCCCAGACUCAUCUGGUAGCUCAAUCCAAUUGGAUCCAUCAUCAUCAUACGAUUCGAGUUCAACUCACGGGGAAGAGGAGGGAGCAGAAAUGGAGUCUCUGGAUCGCACCUCACGGAGGCUAGUGCAAGCCGAGAUCCCCUGCAGCACCGGUAGGCUUAUCAGCGGUGGACAUGCAAGGCAUGCUUCUCUUACUGAAGAAAUCAUGGUGGCACAAGCCACCGGGAGUUCUUCAGAAGUUUCAGUCAACAACCAGAAGUUCCAGGAUGAUCAGGGACCGGCUGCCGAAGAGGUCGAGAGCCUGAAGCGCGCUGUGUCAGCCCUCGAAGAGCGAGCAGCCGGUAUCGAGUUGCGGUUCCACGACUACUGCGACAUGAAGGAGCAAGAGUCGACAUACCAGAAGAUGCAGAUCAUGUGUCUGGGGAUGAAGCUGGAGCUGAUGGAGUCCCAGAACCAGCGGCUUGAAGCAGCCGCCACAGAGAUCCGCGCAGCCGCUGAAGAGUUCGCCGUGAUGCGGGCGAGUCUGGAUGCGCUGCAGAACAAAUUCAGGAAGAUCACGAAGAAGAGCAAGCAAGAGUUCGAAGCCAUCGAUGGAAGGAUCAUGGCUCUGGAUGCCCGGGAGGCAGAGAUGGCGACUAGGUGCCAAGGCUUUGAGCAACUCAUGGAGGAGAUGAAGCAGCUGGUUUUGCAGCUGCAGAAGGACAAAGGAUCCAACAACGAGAACGUGGAGGUCAUCGUGGAGAGGAGCAUGCGGAAGCUAUCGAGCAGCAAGGACCACAUGGACGGGCUGGAGAUGCUCCGGGACCGGUGGGCUGCGGACAUGGAGGAGUUGAUCUACCUCGGCUGGAUCACGGCGUGGCUGCAGCACGACCUCCUGCUCAGCGACGAUGGGGAAGGCGGCAGCAAGGGCACGGUGGUGAUCGGAGAUGGCAAUGGCGACGACCCGACGGCGGCGCCGCAGCUCAAGAAGGGGGAGAAGGUGGUGGUGGCUGCGGCGCCGAGCAACGAGGUGGAGCUCUGCAAGACUUCUUCCAACGCGUCGUCGUGCGGCGCGGGGGAGGAGUCGUGCAUGGCGUUGCCGGGCUGCAGGACGGGGAUCGUACGGCCAAGAUUGCUCCACAAGCUCCGAGGAUGGACCAGGGGGAAGAGCCCGAGCAAGAACAGGAGGCCGUUCAGGAUCGAAGGGCCGGGCAGUCAGAUGUAAUAAUAAUCGAAACAAUUCGUUCGUGCUGAUAAUUUGCUUGUGAACACUAUAUAAGCAUGUAAAUGUUUGAGUCCAAAUGCGUCGUUGAGAAAUAUGGUUAAUACUCCCUCCGUAUACAAUACCACGUACUCAUAUUUCA
This is a messenger RNA of Lolium perenne, 1843 nucleotides long. RefSeq lists its product as uncharacterized. NCBI's taxonomy places the organism in Eukaryota, Viridiplantae, Streptophyta, Magnoliopsida, Poales, Poaceae. The record is from RefSeq and is a predicted model, not a curated record.